CAUCAACAAUCUUUUCAUUUGUUUUUCUCCUCCUAAGAUAUUUGAGAAGAAACAUUUGAGUCGAAAUUGAUGCUUGCAAUGAAACAUAACUGAGUACUCCAUUUCUAGUCUCUAAAGCUUUGAUAGAGCAACAUCUGAGCAUUAAAAGUUUCCUUUUGUUGUGUGUGUGUUUGUGUGACUCUAUGUGGAAGUGCUGGAAGGUUUUUGAGUAUCUGAGCUAAUAAAAGCCUUGCAAACACAGAUGUCCCUCUCUGAGACCUGCAGAGGACAUAAUCCUCCAUCCUGGCAACAUUUCGACUGUUAUUUCUUUCUUAUUUGAGUUCUCCAUCCCUUCUCGAAGUCCUGUUGCUAAGCUCUUAAAAAAAAAAAAAAAAUCCCAUCCAUCAUCAUCAGCAGUAGGUUUUGUCCUUGUAACCGUGUUUCGCCUCAUGAAAGCAAUCAUUUUCAUUGCCUACGCAGUCUAUUCUUCUACCAAGGUCCCCUGGUGGGCUGGUUCCUCUCCGUGUUGAAUCACCUCCUUUAUUUCUUCUCCUCCUCUGAACUCCGGAAGCCCUUGAGGAGUGAGACCAUGGCACCGCUUUCCUCUCGACGCUCUUCUAUCCUCUUUCUGUGUCUCGCCCUCGUCCUUUCUUUGCCCCCAUCCUGUUCUUCUGAAUCCCAGCGUGAAGAGCCGUCUCUCCAGCCCUCCGUUGCUCCAGAGGUUCCCUCAGAGCUCUACAGUAACCUGACCAACAACAGCAACGGCACCGCUCUGAACAAACCAUGCAGCGAACCUGUGGAGUGCAGGCCUGGAAUCGUCCUGCCCAUAUGGAAGCCUAUCAAUCCCAGUCUAGGAGAGCAGAUCGUCCGGGCCGUCGUGUAUUUCGUCUCGCUCAUGUACAUGUUUCUGGGAGUGUCCAUCAUCGCUGACAGAUUCAUGGCAUCCAUCGAGGUCAUCACGUCACAGGAAAAAGAAGUGACCAUCACCAUGCCCAGUGGAGAAACGUCAGUGGCCACUGUGAGAAUCUGGAACGAGACCGUGUCCAAUUUGACCCUGAUGGCACUUGGUUCAUCUGCCCCUGAAAUUCUCCUGUCGGUUAUUGAGGUGUGUGGUCAUGGUUUUGAGUCCGGUGAGCUGGGUCCAGGCACCAUUGUGGGCAGCGCUGCCUUUAAUAUGUUUGUGAUCAUUGGAAUCUGCGUGUGGGUGAUUCCUGACGGCGAGGUGAGGAAGAUCAAACAUCUGAGAGUCUUCUUCAUCACCGCGUUCUGGAGUAUCUUCGCUUACAUCUGGCUCUACCUGAUCCUGUCCGUCAUCUCGCCUGGAAUCGUGGAGAUAUGGGAAGCUCUGGUCACUCUCUGCUAUUUCCCUGUGUGUGUGAUUCUGGCUUGGAUCGCUGACCGACGCCUCCUUUUCUACAAGUACAUGUCCAAACGGUACCGUGCUGACAAAAGAACAGGUGUUGUUGUGGAGACUGAGGGGGAAAUGACCCCCAAAGGUAUGGAGAUGAUGAUGGACGGCAAGUUUCCACUGAGGGGCGGAGCCAUAGGGAUCAGCACACAGGAACAUUACCAGGAUGGAACCAGCAACACAACAAGCACCAUGGCAACUCUACCCAACUCCAACAGCACGACCGUUUACAUGGAAAGUGUCAAGGACCUGGACGAGAGCCGUAAAGAAGUGAUCCGUAUCCUGAAGGACCUGAAGCAGAAAUAUCCAGAUAAGGAGCUGGAUCAGCUGGUAGAAUUGGCCAACUACUACGCUCUCCUUCAUCAGCAGAAAAGUCGCGCCUUUUAUCGUGUCCAGGCCACACGUAUGAUGAUCGGGGCCGGUAAUGUGCUGAAGAAACAUGCUGCUGAUCACUCUCGUCGCACUGUUGUGGUGGGCGCCAACGAGGCUUCGGAGGAUGAUGACCUGGCCGUCUGCAGUCGCAUUUCCUUUGAAAGUGCACACAGCCAGUGCAUGGAGAACUGCGGCACCGUAAUGAUACCUGUGGUGUGUCGAGGAGGCCUGGGGGAGAGCACUUUCUACAUAGACUACUGUACGGAAGAUGGCACAGCCAACGCUGGAUCAGAUUAUAAGUACUGCGAAGGGACACUGGUGUUCAAACCUGGAGAAACCAGGAAAGACAUUAAGGUGGGCAUCAUUGACGAUGACAUCUUUGAGGAAGACGAACAUUUCUUUGUGCGUUUACUGAAUCUGCGUGUCGGGGAUGCAGAAGGUAUGUUUGAGAGUGACGACAUGGAUCAGGCUCCCAAGGCCCGGCUGGUUGAACCGCUGAUGUCUACAGUCACCAUCCUGGAUGAUGACCAUGCCGGGAUCUUCACUUUUACGGACCGCCUGGUGCGAGUGAGCGAGAGCGUGGGUACCAUGGAGGUGACGGUGGUCCGGAACUCUGGUGCCCGCGGAACCGUGAUCAUUCCAUACCACACGGAGCCUGGAACGGCCCAAGGAGGAGGGGUCGACUACGAGGACACACACGGAGAGCUGGAAUUCGCAAACGAUCAGACAACUCAGACCUUUCAGGUGAGGAUCAUUGAUGAUGAAGAGUACGAGAAACAUGAGAAUUUCUUCAUCGUUCUUGAAGAACCUCGCUGGCUGAAGAGGGGAAUCUCAGCCCUGCUGCUGAACCAAGAGGAUCCGGAGGGACAGUUGAGCACGGAGGAGGAGGAGGCCAGGAAGAUAGCGGAGAUGGGCAAACCUAUUCUAGGGGAGCACAGCCGGCUGGAGGUCGUGAUCGAGGAGUCCUAUGAAUUUAAGAGUACCGUUGAUAAACUGAUCAAGAAGACUAACCUGGCGCUGGUCAUCGGCACUCAUUCUUGGCGAGAGCAGUUUGUGGACGCAGUGACCGUCAGUGCAGGUGAUGGAGACGAUGAUGAAGAUGAGGGUAGAGAGGAGCAUCUCCCGUCCUGCUGUGAUUAUGUCAUGCACUUCCUGACAGUGUUCUGGAAGGUUCUGUUUGCUUUUGUUCCACCCACGGAGUACUGGAAUGGCUGGGCUUGCUUUUUGGUAUCCAUCACUGUAAUUGGCCUCCUCACUGCAGUCAUUGGAGACCUGGCUUCGCACUUCGGCUGCACUGUAGGCCUCCGUGACACUGUCACUGCUGUGGUGUUUGUGGCUCUGGGCACUUCUAUUCCAGACACAUUCGCCAGUAAAGUCGCAGCUACUCAAGAUCAGUACGCAGACGCCUCCAUCGGAAAUGUCACCGGCAGCAACGCCGUCAACGUGUUUCUGGGUAUCGGCGUGGCCUGGUCCGUAGCGGCCGUAUACUGGGCGAUCAAAGGCAAGCGGUUUGACGUGGACCCUGGCUCACUGGCCUUCUCCGUCACCCUCUUCACUAUCUUUGCCUUCAUCUGCAUGGGGGUACUACUGUUCCGGCGCCGGCCGUCUAUUGGGGGAGAGCUGGGCGGCCCUCGUGUUGCUCGUAUACUCACUACGCUCCUCUUUCUGGGUCUGUGGUUCCUCUAUAUCCUCUUCUCCAGCCUCGAGGCCUACUGCCACAUCCAGGGCUUCUAAACGGCCCCGCAGAGAGAGGGCGCUUUUGAGGCUCAGAGCCAAUAAGCUACAUACAUCAACACACAAAUUUGCACACACACACACACUUACAAAACACGUAUUUGGUGAAUCGUUGAAUGCAUUAAUACAAGGACCAUUCAGCUUAGAUGCAUCCCUGGUAGAGAAUUUGAGGUGGAAAAAGUUCAGAGAAAAAGGAUGGUGUUUGAGAUUGAGAGGGUUGAAAGAAGAGGAGUAUAUGAAAAAGAAUGCAAAGCAUGUAGCAAAAGAGGGGGGAAAAGAGUGUAAAGUACUAAAACAAAAGAGGGAGCGAUGAUGUAAAAUAGUCACAUUUAUAUCUUUUCAUCUCUCGAGCUCAUGGGCAGAACUGACGACUUUUGUUUAGCACUGCAGACAUUGUCACAUAACAGGUCUUUUUAUGGUUCAAGGGCACAAUACAUCAGAGUAAAGAGUAAGAGGUGUCUUCAGAACUGAGAGGCAAACUAUAGUGAUGGCUUUUUAGAUGCUAAUGAAAAUGCAGCAGCAAUAGAGCUGCUUAAAAGAUCAGCAGUUUUGCUUGGGCUGUGUGCAUCGUUCUGCACUAAAGCAGUCCUUUACGAUCGUGGCUUGACAGGUCGUACAAUAUGACGCCAGAGGUCUUGAGUAAAAGCCAAGACGGUCUGAAAAUGCGUGUCACACUAGACUUCAAGCAUGCAAAAUUACUUUAGACCCUGCCUGCAAUGAAUAUGCGCAGCAGGAUAUGAUGUCAUGCUCUAGGGCUUCUUGUUUUAAUAAAUAAUAAAAUAUAAAUAACUAAUAAUAAUGCAGUCUAGUGUGAGCGCACCUACCUUCAGUCACGAUUGAAAUGGUACUAUAAAACUAAUGUUGCCAGUGUUUGAUGUCAGACUAUCAGAGCGAACACAAAGCAAAUUUGAUGGUAAUGCGAUGGGAAUGCUAAAUAAUGAAAUAUUUGUUUUGCAUAAAGUAUUGUGAAAUAGUGAUCAUGACACACUAAGCGAUCAAAGACUUUCAUUUGUGCCCUGUAAUGACAAAAAAUGUUUAACGAAAUUUGUAGAAAAAUAGAGUCAAGAAUAGUCUAGAAUAGGACAGAAGAAUGAAAGAAGAUGGAAGUUAUUCAUCAAACAUUAGACUCAAUAUUCUGCUAGUUUAAAGACAUUGGAUCCAGAUAUUUUCAUGUGGUUUUACAUGAAUGCUCUACACUUCAACAAUCCCUGUAAUUCAACAAACAAAACGUCUCACACAGUAUUAUGACUGGGAUCUGCUGAAAUGGAACACUGCUCUCGAUGACAUCAUAAUGAUUUGAAUCUUCAAUUGUUACAUUCAUUCUGUGCUUUCUGCUGCCUAGAGACAAUGGAACUCUCUCUGUGUCCACGUUUGAAAGCAUCAAUGUAAAAAUUCCCACUGGAAAACACCCGCCGUCAUCUCCAUAUCUCCAAGCCUACUGGGAUGUGUGCGAAACUGUUCUCCUCUCUUUAGUAUGAGACCACAGCAGUGUUCAGAGUAUGCUUGCAGUGGCUGAAUGGGGUUCGGUCCGGUCAAAGUAACUAAGAGUUUAUCUUCUUUACACAGGUUUAUUAGGAGGACAAAUUAUUUGGAUGUCAGCUUUAUUAGGGUGCAAAAACUGAAGUGUGAUCAUGUUCAUUUUGAUGCAUCCAAGUUCUCAUAACAAAACACUAAAGUUAAAGCGUCA
Megalobrama amblycephala (Wuchang bream) is the source of this 5180-nucleotide messenger RNA. It is a transcript of the gene slc8a2b, whose product is annotated as solute carrier family 8 member 2b. Gene Ontology annotation, cellular component: sarcolemma; postsynapse; axon. The transcript has 13 exons. NCBI's taxonomy places the organism in Eukaryota, Metazoa, Chordata, Actinopteri, Cypriniformes, Xenocyprididae. The record is from RefSeq and is a predicted model, not a curated record. The coding region runs from base 569 to 3493 and encodes 974 amino acids. Gene Ontology annotation, biological process: cell communication; sodium ion transmembrane transport; calcium ion import across plasma membrane. Gene Ontology annotation, molecular function: calcium:sodium antiporter activity.